AUGAGCGAUGUGCAAUGGGAUCAAAGUUUCAAUGAAUUGCCAAUAUUGGCAGAGGAGUACGAUGGCAAUGGGGCCACAGGAUUCCUGGAAUGGUUGAUAUCCCGCCAGGUGUUCGACCAAUGCCAGAGUUGCAACGUUGACGCCAGAUAUGCAAUCUGUAAGGGCAAUCAGAUCGAGCUGCAUGUGCCAAUCAGUGCUAGUGUGAAGUACUCUGCCAGUCAAAAUGUGGAAAACACUGUUGUGUGUGUGAGAAACACCACGUACGUGGUCGAGCAGAGUUUGGCUGGUAUCCGGGUUACUUAUCACAAUGUGAUUCGUCACCUGGCAAGCUACCGAGUCAUCUACCAGAUGCCGUUGGCUACGGACAGCUUGGCAAGGUCACUGGGAGGAUAUGUGAAUCAUUUCGCUGUCGAUCCAGCAACGGCAUACCCCCCUCGAACAACGGCGCGGUCCGACACCAAUUCAAUGGCUGAUGGAUUGAGACGGGGCACGACCAUACCAGUGACCCUUCACAACAGCAGACUUGAAGAAUUGGGAGCCAUCAUUCGGCUGCUGCUGGCUCAGGAACCGGUCAUUGAGCCUUACCUCGAGAAAGAGGGGCCUGGCCAGAUGCUAUCUCCUCCCGACGGCCGUGCUGAAUUCUCGGAUGAGGGCAGAUUCGGAACCUAUCCUGAUGGUGAGGAUUUUGUGAUCUGUGCGUCAGCAUUCAAGUUUGAAGAACCGGUGACAGUUUUGUUUUUCACAGAGACCGGUUUCCUUCCAAAUGCUGGAGUGGUGCCUGGAGACGCUGCAAUCCUUGCAAGCGGAUUGAGUCCGAACAGCCUACUUGGUAAUCACUACCAAGUGCCGAUGGACCCUCUGGACAUGGAGCGCCUCAUUCCUAUGAGUGGGUUACGUGAGGCACUUAGCAUCUUGGCAAAAAUCUUGCCAGAUGCAGCAGGCUGCACUGCUGGCGCAAUGGUGGCCUGGAGUCUGUCUGCGGGACAGCCGGCAGAGGGGCAACACGAAGAGACUUCUCUGGUUGCACCGGCGUACAGUGCUUGGAUUGCGAGAGGAAGAAAAGCUUUUGCGCAGAGUUCAGUGGUCGGUUCGAUGUUUCCAGACUUGGUGAACUUGGAAAGUGAGGUUAGAAGUACUGAUUCAUCAGUCAGAAACAUCCUCAGAGCUUGGAAGACUUCAGGUCGCAGAAGUGAUUACUACUCGGCGCCACAAUCAAUUUACAAGUUGAUGCGAUUGUACUUGGUGCAGGCAUUGCGCUAUGUCGGGAUGAGGCCGGCAUGCCUGGCUUUGGACGCAAAUCCAGUCACUGAUGCAUACAACGAUGAAAGAGCAGAGGCUGAACAGAUCUGUACUUCCUCACAAGGGACAACGACUGGUCUCAGUGAGGUACUGGACAGAGCGGCAGUGCGACUGUCAAAUGUCACACUGCCCAAGGUGCUUCUCGAGGGCCUGCGGCCAGGAGUUGCAACUCUGAACCCUUCACGGAGUCUUAGCCGUACGGAGUACGGUCCAUACUCCCCUCUCACAUGGCCAGUGUUCAGGGCUAUGACGGGUCCGACAGCUUUGGAGCUCCCACCCAGCCUCCUCACUUUGGUCAGCGAAGCUGGGUUUUGUCCAGCGGAAAGUCAUGCAAUCGAAAUCGUGAUGGAACGUUUCCAAAACAUUGCAGCUGAUCGAGUACUCUUCGCUGGCAAUGAGCAGGCCAGUAUCACAAGCGAAGGAAUACAGCUGCUCGCUGACGCAGGGUUGGGGUUUGGCUCAGAUCUCACAGUGAGAGUCUUCCCAAACCUGGCGGUUGACACGGGCCUUGAGAUGCACGCGUGUGCUGUCAGAGAAGUGAGCAGUCAGUCCACCACGUUUGUUGGACGGGGUGCGCAAGUGAACUUGGACUGGGUUGGCGUCCCCGUGGUGGUCCAAGGAGUUAUGCUUGUGAACACAUCAAUGUCAGAACAAACGCAGGUGGCUUUUGCCUUGGUACAGCACUUUAGGAACAAACUCUUUGGCGUUUGUUCAUUCAUUCUGGUGGUCGAGAUGUGCGAACGACUCUGCUACUACACUCUCCAAGGUUCGCAGCGCAACUUCCUGGAAGAUGCGGGUGGAACAGGACAGAAUCGCGGCAUGAAGGCCUCAACCGCCUUUUCAGUGUCAGCUUGUUGGAGCAUGGUUUCCUAUCUCUCAUGCAUGCUGGGUGGAUAUCUGGCAGAUAACCGCUUGGGGCGCUACAGGACUAUCCUGUACUUCGCUGCCAUCUACGUCUUGGGCGUGGUGAUCAUUGCUCUGUCUGCCAUCCCAGCGGUCAUGAGAAAUUCCAUCAGCGUGCCCAUCUAUCUGCUCGGUGCCUUUGUCUUUGUGGCUUUGGGCACGGGAGCCAUCAAGCCCAACGUCAUGAACUUUGGUGCGGAUCAGUACGACACGGAGGACCCUGAGGAGUUAGUACAGCAGAAAGCCUUCUUCUCCUACUUUUAUCUCACCAUCAAUAUCGGGGUGGUCUUCGCCAUGGGCUACACGGUGAAUUUGGCCACCAGCGAGAGCACCGAGGAAUCGGCUGGCUCAGGUUAUCUGAAGUCCUACUCCAUCGCAGCUGCUGCCAUGCUCACGGCCCUGUGCUGUUUCGCUUUGGGCACUCCCAGGUAUGUGGGCAAGGGUCGCGUGCAACGACGGCCCAUGGCCAGUGUCAUUUGGCGACAUCUGUGUCGAUCGGCCGAGCAACAUCUGCGGGGCAAGCUCUGCGUGAUGCCCUGGGUUCUGGUCCCAGUUUAUAUGAUCAUCAUCCUGCUGGGUUCGUUCCUGGGAUCCUUCCCUUUGGCCUCGCGCAUCCUGACGUGGCUUGCGAUGGCUUUGGCACUGAUCUCCUGUAGUGGAUUAGUCUUUCUCCACGCCAAGAACGACUUUGUGCCACUUCUGGAGGCUGACAUUCAGCAAGGGCAGGAGGGUGCAAUCACAACUGCGCAUGUCAGAGGCGCUUUGGACUGCAUUCCCACCAUCAUUUGCAUCAACGUUGGCUUCAACAUCCCUUACAAUGCCAUGAACAACGCCUACCCCGCGCAGGCGUGUCAGAUGGACACGCGACUCUUUGGGCAGCAGCUGAAUGGAAGCUUCUUCAGCUUAGGGGAUGCCUUCGGAAUCAUCCUCUUGGUGCCUCUCUAUGAAAAAGUGCUUUUCCCUGCGAUCCGUCGCUAUCGAGGAUACCAUUUGAAUCGAUCCACCAAAUAUGUUCUGGGUUUUUCCUUCGCCAUUGCCGCGAAUUUAUCCGCUGCCCUACUGGAACACCUACGCCGUUCAAAGUCAACAGCGGAAGUGGCCGAUUUUGUCUUGUGCCCAGAGGAGCUAAUUGGCAGCAGCAGCUGUUCCAAUGGGUACCUGCUCUCCAAAUGCUCUCCUGGUGCUUCCCUUCCCAUGACGCGGAUGUCCGCCUUUUGGAUGGGCAUUCCGAUGUUCCUCACCGGUGCUGGUGAGAUUUUAGUGAACCCCGUGGUCUAUCAAUACGUCUUCGAGGAGGCCCCUGCACCGUUACGUUCCAUGCUGCAAGCGCUCAAUCUGGUCGCGGCAGGAUCCAUUUCGAAUGCCAUCACAGCAGCGCUGAGUCCACUGGUCCCUGAAAACCUGAACGAUGGCAGGAUCGUGUAUUUUUACUACGUGAACUGCAUCGUGGCACUGGUGAGUUUGUUGGUCUUCUUAGCUUUACCUGAGCAUGGAGCCGCCCGACCAGUGGACCCGGGCGUGGCUACGUCCUUAUUGGCCUCUAUGGACCGGAGCGCCUCCCUGCUGGGUUCCUCCCUACCGCCCACCAGCGGAUGA
Messenger RNA from Cladocopium goreaui, 3798 nucleotides. Lineage: Eukaryota; Dinophyceae; Suessiales; Symbiodiniaceae. The record is from the annotation of a GenBank genome assembly.